GAGAAAUAUGGACUCUCACCAAUGACUCCAAAGAGAACAGGACUGGCAAGCUUCGCUAGUUUAAGUUUGAGGGAAGGACAAAAUGUGCUGGAUGAGCUAGAACCUAGUCCCACAUUUGAGAGUUUUGAUCCAUUGCCAGAAGAAUUUCUCACUCAGCCUGCGUUUUUGGACAAAACAACCAAACUGGCCCAUCGGUUGUUUGUGCCAGAGUUUCAGCCAGAGACCAAUACACAGCUGCGCCCUGUCCACAAACACUUGCUAAUGAGGAGGUCACUCCGAUGCAAGGAGUGUGAACAUAAUUUGAGCAAGGCUGAUUUCAAUCCAAGCUCCAUCAAGUUUAAGAUUCAACUCACAGCACUGCACCAUGUACCAGAAGUCAAAGUGCUAUCUCCUUCUACAUUCGUGGAAAACAAGGAAACAGUGGUGACUCUGACUCUGAGCAACCCCUCUGUAUUCAACACGACAGUCUUCAUCUUGCCAAUUGAGGAGGAGACGGACACAGACUAUUGUACAGCUAAGGUUGAUUUGCCGAAGAAGGAACUCAUCCUUGCCUGCAGGGACGAACCUUCCAUGCAUAUGUAUGAUGAGACCAGUCAGGCUCAUGAGUUCAAGGAUGACCCAAAGCUGAUUGUCUUCCGUAAAGGCAACAAGAUUGGAUUUGUUGUCAAAGUCACUCCCUUGAUUCCAGCAGGAGACGUUAAGAUCUGCUUUAUUCUGAAGCAUGAGUUUCGCAACACCAUUGUUACUGCCUUGCAGAAUGAGUCGAAGGAGCCAGAAAUUGUCUGGCUGGAGCAUAAAGUUUAUGUUAAUCUGGGGAAAAUCUAA
This is a messenger RNA of Candidula unifasciata, 825 nucleotides long. Lineage: Eukaryota; Metazoa; Mollusca; Gastropoda; Stylommatophora; Geomitridae. The record is from the annotation of a GenBank genome assembly.